Molecule: messenger RNA, 2728 nt
Organism: Colius striatus (speckled mousebird)
Lineage: Eukaryota; Metazoa; Chordata; Aves; Coliiformes; Coliidae
Gene: PDE8B
Product: phosphodiesterase 8B
Exons: 22
Coding region: 1-2703 (900 amino acids)
Biological process (GO): signal transduction
Molecular function (GO): 3',5'-cyclic-AMP phosphodiesterase activity
Source: RefSeq, a predicted model, not a curated record
AUGGGCUGCGCCCCUAGCAUCCACGUCUCGCAGAGCGGUGUGAUUUACUGCCGGGACUCGGAGGAGUCCAACUCUCCGCACCAGACCACCACCAUCUCGCAGGGCACAGCCACCCUGCACGGCCUCUUCAUCAAGACAGACGCGGCUGACGCCAUCCCCUCCGUCCUCGCCUACCAGAGCCGGCCGCCGCCGCCCUCUGCCAGUCCCCGGCGCAGGGAGCGCAGAGAGCCCGGCGCCUCAGCCCGGGCCAGGGCACCGCGCUGCUGCGGCGUCGAGGCGGAGACUCAGACAAGCGACGCCGACGUCAAGGUAAACGGCGGCCACACCGAACAGGGGUACCCGGUAGGGCUGGUUAUUAUUUUUCUUUAUCAGGCUUCAACUACAGAAGUACAAAUUGGGCCCAUGAGACUGACACAAGAUCCAAUUCAGGUUUUGCUGAUCUUCGCUAAAGAAGACAAACAGAGUGAUGCUUUCUGGUGGGCUUGUGACAGAGCUGGAUACAGACGCAAUAUUGCUCGGACUUCAGAGUCAGCGCUUGAAUGUUUUCUUGAUAAGCACCAGGAAAUAAUUGUUAUAGAUCACAGGAACUCCAGAUAUUUUGAUGGGGGAGAUAUCUGCAGGUCUAUUCGUGCCACAAAACCAUCAGAGCAUACUGUAAUACUUGCUGUGGUUCCACGCAUAUCUACUGACGAAGAGGAGUCUUCUGUUCUUCCCCUUCUUAAUGCAGGCUUUGAUAGGCAAUUCAUGGAGAAUAGCAGCAUAACUGCAUGUUACAAUGAACUGGUUCAAAUAGGACAUGGGGAAGUGCGAUCUCAGUUCAAAUUACGGGCUUGCAAUGCAGUGUUUACAGCAUUAGACCAUUGUCAGGAAGCUAUAGAAAUAACCAGUGAUGAUCAUGUCAUUCAGUAUGUUAAUCCAGCCUUUGAACAGAUGAUGGGGUAUCAUAAGGAAGAGCUUAUUGGCAAAGAACUUACUGAACUACCAAGAAGUGAUAAAAACUGUGCAGAUCUUUUAGACACUAUCAACACAUUUAUUAAAAAAGGAAAGGAAUGGCAAGGAGUUUACUACGCAAGAAGAAAAUCAGGAGACAGUAUCCAGCAACACGUGAAGAUAAACCCUGUGAUUGGCCAAGGAGGGAAAAUAAGACAUUUUGUGUCCCUGAAAAAGCUUCACGGUACCAAUGAGGACAACAAACAGCUCUACAAGAGUCACUGUGAUGAGAAGUACACAGGAGACCAUUCUCAGUCAGAAUCUCAUUCCUUCAAAUGCAAGAGCAGAAGGAAAGACUCAAUUGAUGUUAAGUCAAUAACAUCUCAAAGCAGUGAUGCUCCAAGUUUACAGACCUGGCGGUACUCUUCUAUGGCAAGGAUCCACUCAAUGACAAUAGAAGCUCCUAUCACAAAGGUUAUUAACAUAAUUAAUGCUGCCCAAGAAAACAGCCCCAACACAGUGGCAGAGGCCUUGGACAGAGUUCUGGAAAUCCUGCGGACGACAGAACUUUACUCCCCUCAGCUAGGUACCAAAGAUGAAGAUCCUCACACAAGUGAUCUUGUUGGAGGUCUGAUGACUGAUGGCUUGAGAAGACCAUCAGGAAAUGAGCAGGUCUUUUCUAAGAAUAUGAACCUGAGCCAUAGUCACCUUUCAGUGCCAAACACCAUCAACGACAUUCCACCCUGUAUUGCACAGCUCCUGGAUAAUGAGGAAAGCUGGGAUUUCAAUAUUUUUGAGUUGGAGGCUGUUACAAAUAAAAGGCCAUUAGUGUAUUUGGGCUUAAAGAUUUUUGCCUGCUUUGGGGUCUCUGAGUUUUUAAACUGUUCAGAAGCAACACUGCGAGCGUGGCUGCAGGUGAUCGAAGCCAACUACCACUGUUCCAACUCAUACCACAACUCCACUCACGCAGCAGAUGUCCUGCACGCAACCGCCUUCUUUCUCAGAAAGGACAGAGUUAAGGAAAGUCUUGACCAUUUAGACGAGGUAGCUGCAUUAAUAGCUGCCACCAUUCAUGACGUAGACCAUCCUGGACGGACCAACUCUUUCCUGUGCAAUGCAGGAAGUGAAUUAGCUGUCUUGUACAAUGAUAUGGCUGUGUUAGAGAGUCAUCACACAGCACUGGCAUUCCAGCUUACAACUAAAGACAGCAAGUGCAACAUUUUCAAGAAUAUUGAUAAAAAUCACUACCGAACAUUGCGCCAGGCCAUUAUUGAUAUGGUUUUGGCAACAGAGAUGACGAAGCACUUUGAGCAUGUGAACAAAUUUGUGAACAGCAUCAACAAGCCAAUGGCAUCUGAGGAGACCAGCAGCAACUGUGAAUUUACAGCCAAUAUAAAGAAUUUUCCAGACAACCAGACCCUGAUCAAGCGCAUGAUGAUUAAAUGUGCAGAUGUAGCAAACCCGUGUCGCCCUCUAGAGCUGUGUAUUGAAUGGGCAGGCAGGAUUUCGGAGGAGUAUUUUGCACAGACUGAUGAAGAGAAGAGACAGGGUCUGCCUGUUGUAAUGCCAGUAUUCGACAGGAAUACCUGCAGCAUCCCCAAGUCUCAAAUUUCCUUCAUUGAUUAUUUUAUAACAGAUAUGUUCGAUGCAUGGGAUGCAUUUGCACAUCUGCCUGUUUUGAUGCAGCACUUGGCUAAUAACUACAAACACUGGAAAACACUGGAUGAGUUGAAGUGCAAGAGUCUCAGGCUUCCAUCAGAAAACAACAACUAAGGCAAGAAAAGCAGACCUCUCAAUC